This is a messenger RNA of Talaromyces marneffei, 2097 nucleotides long. RefSeq lists its product as uncharacterized. The transcript is spliced from 2 exons. Bases 1 to 2097 code for a protein of 698 amino acids. NCBI's taxonomy places the organism in Eukaryota, Fungi, Ascomycota, Eurotiomycetes, Eurotiales, Trichocomaceae. Gene Ontology annotation, biological process: regulation of transcription by RNA polymerase II. Gene Ontology annotation, cellular component: nucleus. The record is from RefSeq and is a predicted model, not a curated record.
AUGCUCCUCUACCCUACCGUACGUAAUAAGGACCUCAUCACUCACGCUCAGUGGCCGUAUCCCAUCAACAACACCGCCGACCUGGACAUCCUACAAGACGGCCAACUUCCUCCUGACCUUCUCGUCAAUAACAUCUACGGCCAGGACAUUUCUCAGCAGACAUAUCAAUCCCAACGACAAUCUCCUUUCAACUCUCCUGAACUGCAAUUCCUACCAUCGUCUGGCUGCUCAUCUCCCGCCUUCUCCUCCUUCUCGCCGGCGUUCUCGUCGGAUCGCUCUCCAGUCACGAACUUCUCUGGAGACUUUCCCAUCUUUGACGGCAGCUGGUCUGAAGCACCAUCCAUGAGUGUCGCCUCAUCUUACAAUCCCGCAUUCCACCUUGCACCACCGGCGCCAUCGCCGUAUCCCAACGCUCAAUACUCUACGCCUCAGUACUUGGCACAACAUUCUCCCAUGUUGGCGCAGUCUGGUAUCUCAACCAACACCUACGGUAGCUGGGAUACCGACACCAACUCCCAGUUGCUCAGCCCAGCUCACGCACAAAAGGGUGCACACAAGCGAGCAGCCUCGGGAUCCUCCGGCAAGACAGGAUCGAAUUCGCCACAAACAGCGACAGCAUUUGCCGGACAAUAUCAAAAUUCGAAUCCCAAAAAGUCGCUGCCUACUCCUGUGCAGACGCCAGUGCAGAACUCGUUUCUAGCUCCUGCAUUUCAGAACUACGACCCUUUGACACAUAAUGGCGACACUGCCGCCGCGGAACAGGCAAUGAGGCAAGCAGUCAUGGAACAGCACAGCCACGGCAGCAAUCACAACAACAAUCAUCCGACCGCCGAAGACGAUACCUCCUUCCACUACUCCCUCCCCCCAUCUGUGUCUAGCCUCAGUCACCACAACUCGCCGGUGACUCCUCAAACUACAUAUGACGAGCUCGAUGAUGGAUCAAAAGCGGUAGUCCAUGACUUUAAUAACCAAACCUCCAUGUCGAUGGGCGUGCCGAAACUCAACCGAACUAUCUCUGAGAUCUAUCAAGAUGAGCUCUACAAUACGAAUGUCGUCCCGGCGUCUUCACAGCAGAUGCGGAAAGCCAACACCAAUAUGGGUAGUGCGCCAUACCGAAAUUUGUUUGCCGAUCGACUCAACGCUGCCAACCAGGGACAUCUAUCAGCUCGUUCUCAAUCGCCAGCUGGCACUUCGGUGAACAGGGAGCGAUCGCCAUUCCGUCAAGGGUCUCCUCUUGCUGCAGAUUUCCAGCAUCAACAGUCUCAUCUUGCUUCGGGUUUGGGCUCUGCUUUGCAGUUGCAGGAAGGAGAGAUCAAGACUAUUUCCCCCAAGGAUGCUCUCCUGGAGUACAAUGAAGGUCCCGAUGACCUGGCUAAUGGAUUACCAUCGCUGUUUCCUACAAACGACAUGACUCUUGGUGGUAGCGAUAUGACCUCUCGCCGACAGAGUGCCACCAGCGCUUUCCAACCUACAUUGGCCUACAACUCCAUGGAAACAUUUCCGACUCAAUACGCUACUCAGGCUGCCGGUUUACAGCAACCCAUGAACAAUUUCAUGCAACCACAAUUACCGACACAAAAUCUCCAUGCCAACAAUACUCUGCUGCAGCAAACCCCAGGCUUCCCUGCAUCGCUACCCUCGAUGGAGUCUACGAAUAGCGACCGGAUGAUGGAAACUCCAUCCAAACGGCCUAAUGACACCUCAUCAGACUCGGGUACAUACACAUGCACAUACCACGGGUGUACAUUACGGUUUGAGACACCGGCGAAGCUACAAAAACACAAGCGCGAAGCUCAUCGGCAGACGAUGGCUGGAGACACCAACCCAUCAUUGGCUCUACGAAAUUCGCAAGCUGGCCCCCACAAAUGUGAACGAAUCAAUCCGUCUACGGGCAAGCCAUGCAACUCUAUUUUCUCACGGCCAUAUGAUUUGACACGGCAUGAGGACACAAUCCACAAUGCGCGCAAGCAGAAAGUGCGGUGUCAUUUGUGCACAGAAGAAAAGACCUUUUCGCGCAACGAUGCACUUACUCGACAUAUGCGAGUGGUGCAUCCUGAAGUGGAUUGGCCGGGGAAGCAACGGCGCAAGGGACAUUAG